Molecule: messenger RNA, 1460 nt
Organism: Durusdinium trenchii
Lineage: Eukaryota; Dinophyceae; Suessiales; Symbiodiniaceae
Source: the annotation of a GenBank genome assembly
UCUGGGUCCCCAACUUGGUUCGGGCCGGGUCGCAACCCACCAUGGCGCCAUGGCCGCUCCUGCUGGCCGCGAUCACGAGCACGACCAGUGCUUGGGCGGCGCAGAUAGCGGUGGCGCCCAAGCACAUCCUCGUGACAGGUGGAAUCAUGAAAAGCCAUCAGUUGAGUCUGGUACCCAUCAUCGAGGCGCUGCUGGAACGAGGACAUCAGGUGACCUUCGUGCUGCCCAACUCCAGCGAAGCCCAUGGCUGGUUCCCCGAAGGCAUCGGCCGUGCAAGAUUGCUACACCUGGGUCCCGAAGAUGGUGGAAUUGAGUCCAUCAAGAUUCCGGAUAUGAAGAAUUUGGCCGCGCAUCAGAAGAUUGCCGCCUUCUUGGAGUACCUGUGGAACUACCGGCGGAUGGUCGACAAGCCGCUCUUCGGGGUGACGGAUGAUUUGAAGAAGCUGCUCGAGCAGAGCAGCUUUGAUGUGGCCUUUGCCUCGAGCAUCACCCUGGGGUGCACCCAGGUGCUCAGUCGAAGUGGUUUGCCAUGGAUCGGCUUCAUGAGCAUUUCUGCGCAGCCAGAGUUUGUCAUCCAGGACACCGACCUGCUGUGCAAUUAUCCGAACAUGGUGAAUCCCAGAAGCCUCAACGAGCUCAAAGAGUCCCUCUGGAUGCGGGUGCAAAACCGCAUCGAGUGCAAGCUCCUUCACGCUUACACCUACUUCGUCGCCUGGAUGUUGAAUGGCAUGCUGCGGGACCGGGGCUUUCGAAAGGCGCCCAACGUCAUCGAUCUGCUGAUGGCCGCGCCCAUCAACGUGAUGCUGGGCGGGCCGCCCUUGCAGCUCCCCAUGCAAUUGCCCGCCAAGGUGCAGGUCGUGGGCGUCGUCGAGAGGGCUACACCUCGGCCUUUGCCCUCGGAGCUUGCAGCGUGGCUCGGGGACCACGAGAAGACCGUGCUCUAUAUUUCGAUGGGGACCAAGUACGAGCUCAGUCGAGAGAUCUGCCAAAAGCUCGUCGAGAUCUUGCGACGACUGCAGAACGAUUCCCUUCGAAUUCUUUGGUCCUUGCGUCCUCAGCAGCAAGAGCUCUUGCAGGACCUCCUCCCUUCGCCCAGCAGCACGAUGCGCAUCGAGGCGAGCCACUCACCGUGGGAGAACAACCACCGUCCACCGAGGACUGUAGAGGAUCCCAAAACGUGGGUGUUAAAGGUGGCAAAAACCGCCCGAGCGGCAGGUGUUGGUGGGGUAGGGGGUUCAAAUGGGAGGCAAGUGAAGAAAAAGCAGGAGACCCUGGCAGUUGGGAUGCAUCAUUCACAUCACUUGCAAGUCUGCCAAAGGCCUCAGCCAAGAGUUGGUUUACAACAACUAUUACUAUAAUCAAAAGCAACACAAACAUUUCCUGCAGUCUUGGGCUGGCAGGGGGUACCUUGAAAACAACAGAAACAAUCUAUAGACCCUUUGGAGACUCCUUCCUGCCAG